AUGAUACGACCAACCAGAGUCCUUUUCCAGCAGAUCAAAAACGCCAAGGGAGGAGUCAGUGACAUUGGGACCCCGCAUGUGGCGAAAGCCAUAGUAGGCGAUGCCAUUACUGACAAGUUGCAAUUGCGGCGAUUGAUGCAGGAGAAGACAUGGUCGAUUAAACAGUUGCUCAAGAACAGGGCUAUUAAACUACAUCAUCAUCAUCAUCAUCAUCAUCAUCAUUACCACAGUGAUGUCGAUGAUAUCGAUGAUGGGACAGGGGACGGUGAUGGAGGGGAAUUUAGGGGAAAUGGGAAGGAGAAUGGCGCACCCGAGACAUCUAAGAUAUCUGAGAUUAACGACGACUUGAUUUUGAAAAUUGUGGCAUUAUCGGGAUUCUCCAAUCCCGGGGUACAUUCGCCUCGCUUCGAUCAGUUGAGGCAUGCAUUCAAGUUGCAAAAGACGUUUCUUGACCACUUGUACGACGAUGUCGACUCGGUUAAUGGAGAUGGUGGGAUCGAGUCUGAUUUGCACCGAGAUGAAGAAAAAGAGGAUGCUGCGGUGGUUUCUGAGGCAGUGUCGUCCGAGACUUCCGCUGCUGCUUCUGAUGCUGCUUCUAGUGGGAAUGAUAUCCAGUUUCGAUUGGUUGCUGGCGAUCAUUUGCCUGGUGUGCCGAUUACGUUGGAAGCAUUGUUGAGGAGUAUUGAUGAGUUGGAUGGGCAGGUUGAUGCGGAAAAGGGUGAGCUUGGGUUUGAUUUGAGGACGCUAAGGAAGGAUCGGUGA
Molecule: messenger RNA, 762 nt
Organism: Lodderomyces theae
Lineage: Eukaryota; Fungi; Ascomycota; Pichiomycetes; Serinales; Debaryomycetaceae
Product: glutamyl-tRNA(Gln) amidotransferase subunit F
Exons: 1
Coding region: 1-762 (253 amino acids)
Source: RefSeq, a predicted model, not a curated record